This is a messenger RNA of Pocillopora meandrina, 1289 nucleotides long. NCBI's taxonomy places the organism in Eukaryota, Metazoa, Cnidaria, Anthozoa, Scleractinia, Pocilloporidae. The record is from the annotation of a GenBank genome assembly.
AUGUUAAAAUUUAUUAAGAGUCGAAAACUUUCCAGCCAAAUUUCUAACCAAAGCUUGACUUAUGUCAAGGCCUUUCCAGGGGUGACAGUAGAAGAUAUGUCCGACUUCGUAAUUCCCUCUCUCUGCAGAAAACCUGAAGAAGUUAUCCUUCAUGUUGGCACGAACAACCUCAAGUUCUCUAAGCCACAAGAAAUUGCUGAAGGUAUCAUCAACCUGGGAUUAAAGAUACAAAAUCACUCUCCAAAUUGCAAGAUAACUAUUUCAUCGUUGAUUUCAAGGUCAGACCAAACUCUUCACAGCAAAAUCAAGGAGGUGAACAAAAUUGUGAACCAGUUUGCCAAGCAGCAUGCCUGGAGAACAAUCCCUCACUCCAACAUCAAGAACGAACCUCUUAAUGCUGGUGGACUUCACUUAAAUGUAAAAGGUACCAAACUAUUCGCUAAAAAUCUUAUCUCACAUCUAAGGAACUCGUGACCCUCUACCAAUCCCGAAUCUGUUCUUCCAAGUAGCAUUCUCUCUAGUACUAAUAAAUUUAUUCCUAAUACUCAGGGCUUCAAAAUGGCUUGUUUAAAUAUAACUAGUCUUUAGAAAAGUGUUGAUGAACUUCGUGUCCUUUUACAGAAUAAUAGCCUUGAUUUGUUAGCUAUCAACGAGACACGUUUAAAUGAAACUAUUGCUGAUAAUGAGAUCAGCAUUAGUGGCUCUGAUAUCAUUCGUCGUGUUUGAUCUUUAAACGGCCAAAACCGUGGUGGAGUUUGUUUUUAUGUGUGUUCUAACAUUUAUCAUAUUGUGCGUGAGGAUCUCGUAUCUGAUCAACUCGAAAAUCUUUCGAUUGAAAUUGUCAAACCAAGAAGUAAGCCAUUUAUUGUUGCAACGUGGUAUAGACCUCCCAAUUCACCUGUUGAAUUAUUCUCUGCAUUCGAUGACUUUGAUGCGGAUGGAAAAGAAAUAUGGGUGAUUUCAACUGUAAUGUGCUUCCUGUGUCUUUUUAUAAUGCUAAUACUCAGGCUCUGUUAAAUAUCACCAAUAUUUACCGCAAAAUUUCGUCACCUAUCAAGGGAAAUAGCACUAUUAUAUAUAGACAAUUUGAGCAUUUCAAUCGUGAUAGCUUUCGCCCUGACAUUUUAGCCCAACAAUGGGAUGAUCUCAAGAGAGUACAUAACCCUAACGAAAUGUGGCUAAAAUGGAGAACUUUGUUCCUAGAGGUGUCUCAUGUACAUGUCCCCUCCGAUCUAAGCGCGUUCAUGGUUCCAAAGGUCCAUGGAUUACUACGGAGCUUAAGAAAAUGA